This is a messenger RNA of Cotesia congregata, 2061 nucleotides long. The record is from the annotation of a GenBank genome assembly. Lineage: Eukaryota; Metazoa; Arthropoda; Insecta; Hymenoptera; Braconidae.
AUGGGUGUUCAUGAUAAUGCUGAUUCCAAAUACAAUGUGAUAAAUGGUAUAAGUUUUUUGAAACUUACACUAAAAAAACCAACCGUUGUAAAUUUUGGCGAAAUGUCGAAUAAUAAAAUAACUGAAAAAGAAACAAAUAAAAAAAAUAAGCUUAUAAAUGACAAGAAUACGUUAAAUUUACAACAACAACGAAAAUCUCUUCCUGUUUAUAAGUUACGCAAACGAUUGUUGGAAGAAAUUCGUAAUUACAAUAGUUUGAUUAUUAUUGGUGAAACGGGAAGUGGGAAAACAACGCAGAUACCUCAACUUUUAUUGCAUAGUGGUAUUGCCGGUUCAUCUGGAUGUAUUGGAAUUACUCAACCGCGUCGAGUAGCGGCUGUUAGCGUAGCACGUCGAGUCGCUCAAGAACAAUCUGUUGAACUAGGAAAUCUCGUUGGAUACUGCGUACGUUUUGAUGAUGUAACUAGUUCACAAACAAGAAUUAAAUUUUUAACAGACGGUAUGAUGGUUCGAGAAGCAAUGACCGAUGAGAAUCUAUCAGAGUACUCAGUUGUAAUUCUUGACGAAGUACACGAACGAUCUGUAUCAACUGAUGUUCUUCUUGGAGUUGCUCGGCGAGCCCAGAAUAUCCGAAAGCACAAGAAUUUACCUCCGUUAAAACUUAUAAUUAUGUCCGCUACAAUGGAUGUCGAUAAAUUUGCCAAUUAUUACCAAGCUCCAGUGGUUUACCUCGAAGGCCGUCAACAUCCUGUUCAAAUAUAUCAUGCAAUAAAGUCCCAAGAUGAUUAUGCAUUUUCGGCAUUAGUGACGGCUUUUCAAAUUCAUCGUGAAGCACCAGCAAAUGAAGACAUUUUAAUAUUUUUAACCGGUCAGGAAGAAAUAGAAGCCGCUGCAGCUACAGCUAGGCAAGUUGCAAAACAAUUAGAUGGUAAAGGGUAUCCAAAUCUCAAAGUAUUUCCACUUUAUUCGGCACUUCCAACUUUUCAACAAUUAGAAGCAUUCAAGAGUUCGGCAAUCGGAAUGCGAAAAUUAGUUUUAUCGACUAACGUCGCUGAAACUUCGGUCACUAUCUCAGGUAUUCGGCAUAUUAUCGACACGGGUGUAGUAAAAGUAAGAACUCAUCACCCGACUACAGGAUUAGAUAUACUUAAAAUAGAAAAAGUUUCGAAAGCACAAGCAUGGCAGCGCACAGGCCGAGCUGCUCGCGAAUGUCCUGGUAAGUGCUAUCGGACUUAUACAAAAGACGAAUUUUCAAAAAUGAGAGAAAUGCCAAUACCCGAAAUUCAGAAAUGUUCAUUAGUUGGAGUUGCUUUACAACUAUUGGCAAUUGGAAUUGAUAUAACAACAUUUGAAUUUAUGGAUAAACCACCUAAAGAAUCAAUUGAUGUUGCUGUAUCUUGUUUAGAAAAACUUGGAGCUGUUAAAGGGAAUCCUCCACAAUUAACAACGCUUGGAAGAACAAUGUCUCUCUUUCCACUAGAUCCACGUUUUACUAAAGUUCUUCUUGCAUCUGUCGAACAUCAAUGUCUUCAUGAAGCACUUACUGUAAUCGCAAUUCUUUCUGGUGAAUCUAUAUUUACAGAGCCUCCAACGAAACGUGAACAAGCUUUGGCUGCUCGUUUAAAGUUUAUUUCCCCUGAAGGUGAUCAUGUAACAUUGCUUAAUGUUUUUAAAAACUAUACCUCCUUGAAUGACAAUAAAAAAAAACUCUGGUGUUUUGAUAAUUUUAUGCACCACCGAAAUCUAGAAUAUGCCACUGAAAUAAGAGCACAAUUAGCUCGAUUGACAGAAAGAGCGAAUUUAGAACAAUCAAGCUGUGGAUCUAAUACUGAACGUUUAAGAAAAGCUCUUUUAGAAGGUCUCAGUGGAAAUUUAGCCGAAUUACAAAGAGACAAUACUUAUAUGAUUCUCUCCUCAAGACAACCUGUGACAAUACAUCCCUCAUCGACACUUUAUGCUUCAAAACCUUCAUUAGUUUUAUUCACAGAAGUCGUAGCAACAGGACGAUGCUAUAUCCGCAGUCUUUCUGUAAUCGAAUCAUCUUGGAUUCACGAAAAAUAA